Messenger RNA from Metarhizium acridum CQMa 102, 1296 nucleotides. RefSeq lists its product as uncharacterized. The record is from RefSeq and is a predicted model, not a curated record. NCBI's taxonomy places the organism in Eukaryota, Fungi, Ascomycota, Sordariomycetes, Hypocreales, Clavicipitaceae.
AUGACGGCUAGAUUGGCCGGCCUUUAUUUCAUACUUGUACCGCCGACUAUUGUCAACUGCGCCUUUAACACAACUUUCUCUGCCGGCGCACCCAAUCCUCACAGAUUGAGCAUCCAUCGCAGCAUACAUACAUACAAGAUGAGCAAGCCUCUUGCGCCCGUCAAGGACAUAGACCACCUGGUGCUUACUUGCAGCGACAUGCAAGCCACCAUCACCUUCUACACCAAAUACCUCGGCAUGACACCCGAGACAUUCACCUCGGAGGCGACGCCGUCUAUUCAGCGGACCGCGUUGAAGUUUGGCAGGCACAAGAUCAAUCUGCACCAGAGGGGCAGGGAGUUUGAACCCAAGGCGCAGACGGCGCUGCCGGGGACGGCGGACCUGUGUUUUCUAGUAGCCGACGGCGUUGAUUUGGAUAGUGUUGUGGAGGGUUUUGAGAGCGAUGGUGUCGAGGUGCUUGAGGCGGGCAAGGUAGUGGGCAGGACGGGAGCAAUGGGAGCGAUGAGGAGCGUGUAUGUUAGGGAUCCGGAUGGGAAUUUGAUAGAACGUCUGGGCAAGAAGCCAAUGGUGUUUUUGACCAUGUCGCGGCCGUGGCCAUCUCCAGGCCAGAACAUCACUGCUUCACCCACCAACAUCGGUGCCCGUCAACGCCGACUUGUUGGGCCGCGCAACGGAGCUCCAAGCUCCAUCACCACUUCCGCCUCCUCCUCAUCACCACCGCCCCUCCGAAUCAUGUCCGACCCAUCGCCCCCGACAUCAGGCUGCCCCUUUUGCGCCAUCGCCGCCGCCCACGAGCCCUACGACCCCCUCCACCCGCCGUCCUCGAUACCGGCCGACCUCACCAGCCCGCCGUCCUUCAUGGUGCUCUCGACGCCCCUCGUCGUCGCCUUCCUCGACAUCAUGCCCCUGUCCAAGGGCCACCUGCUCCUCUGCCCGCGCGCCCACCGGCCCAAGCUGACCGACACGACGGGCCGGGAGUCGCGCGAGCUGGGCCACCACGUGCGCGUGCUCUCGGCCGCGCUCGCCGCCGCGACCGGCGUGCACGACUGGAACGUGGUGCAGAACAACGGCGCCGCCGCCGCCCAGGUCGUGCCCCAUGUGCACUACCACGUCAUCCCGCGCCCGGAGAUUCGCGCCAGCGGCAAGAUGAGCGAGAGCUUCACCAUGUUUGGGAGGGGGCGGCGCGCCGAGCUGGACGACGACGAGGCUGCCUCUUUGGCGGCGGAUAUCCGUGCCCAGGUUGCGAGGGUGCUGGCUGACGAGGAUGGGGGUGGUCAAGACAAGGCCAAGCUGUAG